This is a messenger RNA of Trichoderma citrinoviride, 2773 nucleotides long. RefSeq lists its product as hypothetical. NCBI's taxonomy places the organism in Eukaryota, Fungi, Ascomycota, Sordariomycetes, Hypocreales, Hypocreaceae. The transcript has 7 exons. Gene Ontology annotation, molecular function: DNA-binding transcription factor activity, RNA polymerase II-specific; zinc ion binding. The record is from RefSeq and is a predicted model, not a curated record. Bases 1 to 2772 code for a protein of 923 amino acids. Gene Ontology annotation, biological process: regulation of DNA-templated transcription.
AUGAACUACGAGAAUGGGCCGUCGAUGCCCCCAACUCCCGGGGCAUAUCGCGCCCCCAGCUUCCCUCCUCCGCCCACGCCCGUUGCGCAUCAGUCUUCCUACGAGCAGACCCCCAGCUACCAAGCCUCAGAGCCCUUCUACAGCGUUUACUCUACCGUAUCGAAAAAGAAGAACACGAGAGCUUCACAGGCAUGCGAUCAGUGUCGACAGCUCAAAGCCAAGUGCGACGAGACGAAACCGUGUAAGACGUGUAGAGAUAAGGGGACAGAGUGCAGAUAUCGUGACCCUGUGCCGAAAGCGACCGACAAGGCCCAGGCCGACAUUCUGGAUGGCAUCACCAGCAUGCAGAACACGCUUGCCGCCCUUGCGGAUCGCUUUGGACACAUGGAUGACAGGUUGACCAAGAUGGAAGCAGUAUUUUCAAAGACGCCGGGCUUAUUUCAGGUUAAGCGAAGUCCUAGUCAAGAGGCGGAGCUGAAGCCCAUGUCAGUGCCCAUCCCGGGCUCGCCGCGUCCGCAGGAUGAGUUCAUGGUGGACCGAUCUCCUGUGGAGGACAUGUCCCGGGAUCAGCCGGUGCUGUCGACUGAGGCGGUGCCCGCAGAUGCGGCGCCUGAGCCCACAGCCACCACUUUCAUGGCUGAGGACGAGAUAGAGGCCGAACCGGGGCCACCUGUGCCGCCUGGCGAACCUGCAAUCCCCAUUAACCAUACGACUCUGGCUGGGCUUCUCCUCGACUGGGACCCCAUCAAAGAGCUAACGCGGCAUCACCUGGAGCGCGAAGGCAUCAAGUUCAUCAGCGAGUAUCCCAUCAGCCAGGAGCAAAAUCGCGGAAUCUUGAAGGUGUAUGGGCGGGGCGAGGAUGCGCACUUUCGAGUGUCUAGAGAGGCAACGGCUGAUCACGGAAACGUUGACAUUGGCGACGACAACAUGUCGGAUAUUGUGUCCUCCUCUCCCGCUGCGGACUGGGGACAGCUUGGCGGCCUGAGUCCGGGCGACCAGAUUGAGUACCGAGGCGGCGUCCUUGGCUCCGACGGGAAUCCGGACUUCACAGAGUCCAAGAUCGCGACCUACCCGAAGCCGCAGCCUUUGAAGUCGGCUUUCGCCGUGUCAACGCCUCUCGAGGUCACGGGCGCGAAGAGAAAGAGGACGCCUGAGACGGAUGGGCCCUCGACACCGGGUCCCGUUCGUGUCGGGAAGCCGAGCCGCUCCAUCCACAGCGCGCUUGUUCUCGUCAUCAUCGCGCUCGGCAAGGUCUGCCUGCACCAGGAUGAAGUGCCCGAUGUCGUUUUCCCCGUGGACCCGAUCCCUCACGGAAGCCCAGUCAGUCGCAACGGCGUGCCCCCAUCGCCAACGCAGGGCUCGCCUCCGGGAUUUUCCGCCCACUCACAGUCCUCUGGCUUCCCCUCGCCCAGGGAUCAAGAGCGCGGCUAUCAGAGCAGGAGGUCAUCCAUCCACGGCGCAAGCGGUCCUGUUCGCUCAGGACUGGGCUUGAAAAAGAACUAUGAGGUCAUCCCCGGCUUGGAAUACUUUGCGCUGGCAACGGAUAUUCUUGGCAACCAUACGGGCGCGUACCAUAACAUGAAGAAUGUCUACGCCAACAUUUUCGCCGGUCUGUACCACGGCCAGCUUGCACGCCCGUUGGAGAGCUUUGCAUUUAUCCACAAAGCAAGCCACAAGUUGCAAGUCAUUAUGAGACCGAGCUUGGACAAGCUACGGAAGAUCAAGACCAACAUGGAGUUUAUUCGUGAGACAAAGUACAACCAGCUGGCACUUGCCUUCUGGACGUGUCUGCAGCUAGAGAGUGACUUGAUUGCUGAGCUUCCGCUACCCCCGUCUGGUCUCUUACAGUACGAGAAUGACAUGCCCCAGCCCAACAUGAGUCUCCUCGAGGGGUUCGACCAACGAGUCGUGGACAGCUAUCCGGCGCAGCUGUACCUCCGGACGCACUUGAACAGCAUCCAUCGCAUGUUUUACUCUCCCGACGACCCCAGCAAGCCGGAGAAGCUCAAGAACGUGAGGCUAGUGGCCGACGGCGUCUCGACCAUGCGCUGGGUCCCGGCCAGCUUCCGCUUUAACGAGACGGACCCCCCUGCAACCGACAUCUUGUCGGCGCGCCUGAGGGCCAAGUACUGGGGAGCGCAGAUGAUUACCUACCGGCCAUUUGUCCGGCAAAUCCUCCAAUGGUCCUUUGAGGUGAAACGCCACCCCUCCAGCCCCCAUGUCCCCAUCAUGUCGGAGUACCGCGAUGGCAUCAUUGCACCUUAUAUCCGCCCGGAUACCAAGACGCCGAGCCAACUGGACCCUGGCAUCAUUGAGCUGGCUCGAAAGGGUAUUGUGGCCCUGAUUGAAAGCACGAAAUCGUUCCAUGGCCUUGGGGAGAAGCGACCCAUCAUCACCAACGUCUUUGGCACGGCGCAUGCUCAAUGGGGCAAUCUUUUGGUUCUUUCGGCAGCUUUCAAAGACCCUGUCUUGCACAAGUUUGUAAACGAGGACCUUUUACGCAACUUGUUUCACAAGACGAUUGCAUUCCUGCGGCAGUCCGCGACGCAUACGAGUUCUCUGAGAAUUGACAUGCACAUCCUGGAGGGACUUCAACGGGACCUGUUUCCAAUGGACGGAAGGACGGCCUCGAGCUUCUCCAGCAACCUGAGCCACCAUACUCCCAAAAUCCCAAUCGCUGCACCACCCUAUCCGACCAGCGAUCCUAAUACUGCGCAGCCGAUGCCGCCACAGCCACCUCCGCCGCACAUCGGACUGCCUCCAGGACCUUGAG